This is a messenger RNA of Malassezia japonica, 2085 nucleotides long. RefSeq names its product Sad1-interacting factor 3 (gene sif3). The transcript has a single exon. The coding region runs from base 1 to 2085 and encodes 694 amino acids. The record is from RefSeq and is a predicted model, not a curated record. NCBI's taxonomy places the organism in Eukaryota, Fungi, Basidiomycota, Malasseziomycetes, Malasseziales, Malasseziaceae.
AUGGCGCAGCGACCGAGCGGAGGUGCGAAUCGCGGCGCGACGCCGCCGUCGGGCGCGCGGCACUCGACGCCGCUGCCGGGCAUGAGCGACACGGCAUCCAUGCUGCGUACACGCCGCGCAAGCGGACUGCGUGCGCCGCAGCAAGACGAGAUCGACGAUUUCGAGGUCGAGACACCCGGCGACGCCGCGCUGCACGAGCUCCCGUCGGGGAUCGUGAUGCCAGGUGUAAAGGGCACGCGGUCCAAGGAGCAGGUGCCCGCCGAGAUCUCGGGAGGGGCGCGUGCGAACAAGACACUCAAGGCGCCGACCGGCGCGCGCGCGGCGUACCCCCGGGCCGCCCCGCCCAAGCUCCCGUCGAAAGGCGGCGGGCAGAGCGCGGCGAGCGGCCCGCUGCGUGUCGCAGGCCCGAGCAAGCCGCCGGCGGGCCCGUCGCUCAAGGGCACGCCCGCGCGUGUGCCGCGCUACUCGCUGCCGGUGCGCGCCGAGAAGCCGGUGAGGACCAGCAAAGUGAGCGGCCGCCAUGUGCUGCUGCCGAGCGAGAGCCAGCUUGCGCCGCUGCCGCAGGAGCCCGGCGAGGAGGAGGACGAGGAUGAGGACGAGGAGGACGACGACGAUGCGCCGACGCGCACGCCCGAGCGUCCUCGCUUUGCGCCUCCCCGGGGCCCGAAGCGAAAAGGGCCGGUGUACUAUGCGUUUGAGCGCAUGCCGCCGCAGCAGCGUGUGUACACCGACCUCCCCCGCCUGACGUCGUAUGCGAUCUCUGCCUCGGUCCAUAUUCCGACGCUGCUGGGUUUCCUGCGCCGCGAGCACGGCGUGCGUCCGCGUCUGUACGAAGAGUGUGCGUACGUCCUCUACUUUAAGCCGCUCUUGCCCGGCUUUGGGCGUGCGACAGUGCGUUCCUCGCGCGAGCCUCGCAGCGGGUCGCCCGGCGCCGAGUCGCGGCACGAGCGUGCGAUUGAGGCGCACGAAGAGAGCGGCUACGUUGGCGGCUACUUUGAGCAGCCCGACGACCAGACCAACUUUGAUCCUGCCGACGGCUACAUCCAAGGCGGCGAGCGCAGCGGCGGUGCACCGGAUGCGCCGCCUGCGCUCGAGGCGCCCGCGCCGACCGAGGAAGUGCGCAUCGACAACCUCCUGACCGAGACGAUGGUCGAAGAGGCGCGUGUCCCGCCGCCGACCGAGGACAACUUUGAUCCGACGAAUGCCGACCGUGCCGGCGCGCGUGACAUGCUGCUGCAAGAGUCGCAGGAGCGCGGCGACGAGCCGCGCGAAGUCGAGGAGCCGAGCCCCGCCAAGCUGCGCAAGCUGCGUAUCAACGAGGCGUCGCACAUGCACAACGGCACGGUGAACGAGCACGCGCCUGCGGCGAUCCGCGACGCGAUGCAGAUGGGCGAGCUGGUGGUGCUGCCGUACGGCGUCGUGGUCAUGUUCAACUUUACCGAGUCGGAGGAAGAGUCGAUUAUCGAGGAUAUCAUGGCGUCCGGCAGCGUGCGCACGCCGCACCGCAUGUACGACCAGGAGCUCUUUCACUUUUGCUACGACCCGAACGUGCAGUCGCCGCGCAUCUACAACGACUUUUUCACGUUCCGCGCGCCGAACCACCUGCUCAAGCUCUCGCUUGCGCACGCCAUCGCGCAGAGCACCAAGCUGUCCGAGUUUGAGGAGAGCAUGCACCGCACGCUCGAGCUCACGAGCCACAUUCCCCGCGAGCUCGCGCAGACCGGAGAGCUGCGUGUGAACCGCCGGGGGGCGCUGCGCAUGUCGGGGCACCUCUUUAAGCUGCGCGUCGACGUGAAUCUCACGUCCGACGUCCUGGACACGCCCGAUCUCUUUUGGAGCGAGGCGAGCCUGCAGGCGCUCUACGACGCGAUCCGCGAGUACCUCGAGAUCGACCAGCGCGCCGAGACACUCAACGAGCGCCUCGCCGUCGCCAACGACCUCCUGGAAAUCAUCCACGAGCACCUCAACAACAACGCUAUGAGCAAGAUCACGUGGAUCAUCAUCGCCUUGAUCGUCGCCGCGUGUAUCGUCGCGGUCGGCGAAAUCUCGGCACGUCUGCUUGUAUCGGCCCGUCAUAGCUCAUAG